Molecule: messenger RNA, 2517 nt
Organism: Schistocerca piceifrons (Central American locust)
Lineage: Eukaryota; Metazoa; Arthropoda; Insecta; Orthoptera; Acrididae
Gene: Der-2
Product: derlin-2
Exons: 6
Coding region: 155-877 (240 amino acids)
Biological process (GO): endoplasmic reticulum unfolded protein response
Cellular component (GO): endoplasmic reticulum membrane; Hrd1p ubiquitin ligase ERAD-L complex
Molecular function (GO): misfolded protein binding; ubiquitin-specific protease binding
Source: RefSeq, a predicted model, not a curated record
AUGGUUGGCUGCCUUGAGUCCAUACAAAAUUAGUUGUAUAUGAUGUCAGCUGAUGGUGUUACGAUGAAGUGAUACAGACAAUGUACGUGGUUGUGAGGUAGUAGGCUUCGUAGCGUAAACAAUGCUUCUAUAACGUCCAUUAAUCAAUAUAACCAUGGCAUACCAAACAUUCCUACAAGAGUACAUGCAGAUGCCAGUUGUGACCAGGGCGUACACAACGGCCUGUGUGAUUACAACUUUGGCUGUUCAUCUGGAUCUGGUGUCACCGUUCCAACUUUAUUUCAACCCAAUACUGAUAAUGGAGCAAUAUCAGCUCUGGCGACUGGUGACAACAUUCCUGUUCUUCGGGACAGUGGGCUUUAAUUUUUUCUUCAGCAUGAUAUUUACGUAUAGAUAUUGUCGCAUGCUGGAGGAAGGCUCAUUUCGUGGCAGAACAGCAGACUUUGUUAUGAUGUUCCUAUUUGGAGGAUUUAUGAUGAUUCUUUUUGCAUAUUUUAUUAAUCUGCUCUUUCUUGGACAAGCAUUUACAAUAAUGCUAGUAUAUGUGUGGUCUCGAAGAAAUCCAUUUGUGCGAAUGAAUUUUUUUGGCCUAAUGAAUUUCCAGGCUCCCUACUUACCAUGGGUACUCCUUGGCUUCUCAGUACUGCUGGGAAACUCCGUUUGGUUGGACAUAGUAGGGAUGGCUGUUGGGCAUAUGUACUACUUCAUUGAGGAUGUCUUCCCAAAUCAGCAAGGUGGAUUCCGCCUGCUCUCCACACCACAGUUGCUGAAGACGCUGUUUGAUGCGCAGAAUGAUCCUGACUACACGCCGCUACCUGAGGAACGCCCAGGUGGAUUUAAUUGGGCAGAAGCUGAACAGCCUGACCAGCCGCAGUGAAUUUGUGCAUGUGCCAGUCAAAUAAAACAGUUUCCUUCUCUAUUCUCUGCACAGACUCUGCAGACUACUUUCAUAAUUAUUGAGAAGGGGGAAAAAGAGCCUAUUGUUAGACCUGGCAUUGUGGUUCAGAUCACAAUCAGUGUAACCUCUACUGUUCACCAUAGUUUGUAAAUACUGAACCGCCUCUGGUGCAGUGAGGCUAUGGGGCAGUUUAUAACUGCUGGGUCAACUUUAUUAAAUCUCUUUGUGAUGUUCAAUCAAUCACAAUCUCACCAAAGAAAAAAGCACAUAAUAAAUGCAGUGGAAAACUGAGUGAUUCUUCCUUCUGUGAUGUGAAUGUGCUCUACAUACGUAAGUAAAAGUGAGUUUUAUUCCAAGAGCUAUAUAUAUUCACACUGUUGGAUGGUAAGGUGUUAGAUUUUGAUCUACUCUAAAAUUCAGUGACUGUCAUACACUUGACUGUCUCAUUUAUGCACAAAAAUGUAUCCAAUGGAUGUGUUUGGAAUGAAAUGAGAUGUUUACCAAAUGUAAUUAAAUAUUUUAUGUGUAAGUCAGUUUGUUUACUACAAGAUGCCAUGACUUAAUUAGGUCAUUGUUGUUAUUUCAUAAUCAAAACAAUUUGUACCUGAAUACCACAUUAUUUUUAUUUAUAUUAUCUUUCCUGGAACCACACUGAAUGUAUAGUGUGGUACAUGCAUCAAAAUGUGCAAAAAAUAAGAGUUUUCCAAGAGACUGAAGAAUAUUUACCAUUGGUGUCUUAUAGUGUAAUUCACUCGAAACAUGAGGCACAGAUGUAAAUAAAUUUACAUAAAACAUUAUAUUCAAUGAACCUAUUUUGGCUCUGCCAGCAGUAAUGUAAUAUGUGUAUUAGCAAUUGGAAGAUUGGAAUCUUACAAUGCAGAGAAUGUUUAAUGGAAGAAACAGGUGAUGUUAAUAGAAAAGUCUGAAGAGAUUAAUAGAAAGAGUGAAGAGGAGGACUUUACCUGUCUUGUAAUUCCAAGAUGAUACUAACCACUAAUAGAAUUUCUCUGUAAUUGAGUAGAUUCACUGGAAAACAUUUUUACAAAUUCAUUUCAUUUAUAAAAUUUAUUGUGGAGCAUAGUUUAUUUAGUGUGCACUGAGGUGUUGCAGCUUGUAUCAUUAUAUGCCCGAAAACUGCAUGGAACAUUAUCACGGAAUGGUUUCCACUUCUGGCAGAAUUAUUUUCUGAUACUCCCAUUUAGGGCUGUGGAGAAAAUUUGGCUGGAAAACAUCAGUAAGUGAAAUCCUCAGAUUGGAGCAACUGUCUGAACAUAUUGAUGCCUUUUGUAUUUUUCUGUUAUGUUUGCACACAUAAUUUCUGGCCAUGCAGACAUUUAUUUUGUGGGUGUGGCACGUUUGACAGCCACAUAAUACUAGAGAAUUGCUUGUUUAAUUCAUUUUUGAAUAGAAACACCUUUUUAAUAAACUGUAGGCAGCACUUCUCACUAGAUAACCACUUCCAGAGGAGCAUUUCUCAAGGGGAUGAUGUCACCCAUGUCCUCCUAAUUAACUUAAACACAUAUCUAAAUUUGCAAUCUCUGAAAAUGACUACUUCACACAUCUGUUAAAGUUAAUUGUAUCAAAGGGAAUCAAGAAAACUAAUAAAUGAUGAGACAGUA